AUGAAACCCGUGAUGACAUCUGAAACCAAGGACUUUCAGCACCCUUUUGCCUCGAACGGUAUCAGAACUUCACCAUUCAUCUGUUUCGUCGAGAAAAGCGCUUCCCCAAGCUUCGUCGAGGUAUAUGAAGAGGCUUUCAAUAAGAUUCGGCAUAAUGAAAUGGCGUCAAAUGUCUGUCUACCACCUCACUAUCCGAAUGAAGUCGGUGUUGUUGUACCGCUCGUUGUCCAGACGCUUGCAUACGGAUUCUACGGGUGUCUGGUCAUACCGGCACUGUAUCUCUUAUAUUACUGGACGACGUCAUUUGUAAUGUCAAUGAACGCGUUGAAGAAGGAUUGGCCCAACGAGUCUUUCACCGAAGGCGAAUUUGAAGGCAGUCAAGAUCGAUUGCUCGCAAGCCUGGAUUAUAUGACCCUACUCAUACUUACGUGCAACGACACUGUUGUCGUCUGGAGAGCAUGUGUCGUAUCGAGUCUUAGGGCUAGAAAAUGGAUCUUAACAGUGGUGUUUCUGACGUUUGUGUUAGCCAUUCAGUUUGCACUGGCAUCUACGGCACUCAAUAUCUCUUGGACGACAACGUCCAUUGUUCAAAGCGACCAUCGUCUUGGUCACAGACGAAACCCACUAUCCACUCACCUAUUGGAAGUUGCAUAUGGGCUACCGCUAUUGACAAACAUAUGGCCAACUUGUAUCAUUGCACAGAAGAUGUGGAGUCACUUGCGAGAUUCUAACGCUGCUCGGCUCUCUGAGCAGCGACCGACAACGAUGAUUAGAAAUGUGCUGGUCCUGCUUGUUGAAUCCGGGCUAUUAUUUAGCUCCUUGGUCUUUACGCGAUUCCAUGGUCGUGCAUUCACAUCGCAAUCUACUGGGGGGAUGCUAUGGUCCAUGUAG
Molecule: messenger RNA, 891 nt
Organism: Stereum hirsutum FP-91666 SS1
Lineage: Eukaryota; Fungi; Basidiomycota; Agaricomycetes; Russulales; Stereaceae
Exons: 8
Coding region: 1-891 (296 amino acids)
Source: RefSeq, a predicted model, not a curated record